Hemibagrus wyckioides is the source of this 3450-nucleotide messenger RNA. RefSeq names its product NLR family CARD domain-containing protein 3-like. Gene Ontology annotation, molecular function: protein binding. The record is from RefSeq and is a predicted model, not a curated record. The transcript is spliced from 8 exons. NCBI's taxonomy places the organism in Eukaryota, Metazoa, Chordata, Actinopteri, Siluriformes, Bagridae. The coding region runs from base 287 to 2875 and encodes 862 amino acids.
UCCCCCUCUGCAGAAUAAACCGUUAGACGGAAGUGAAACUCAGCUGCUCCAUUUUGUUUCGAGAUGAAAAUAAAAUAUUCCAGGAGUAAAAGCUAAAGCUCUGAUAUAUAAACGCUCUAAAUGAAGACGUUUAGAGUUAAUAUAAGGAGUUUUGUUGGUUUGUACUGAAGUUUUUAAUGUACACAGGUUGUUUUAUGACUUGAUAUCGUGUGUAUAGUGUUUGAUUUAACACACCGAUGUUGGAGUGAAGUAAACGUGUGUCCUGCUGUAAUCUGGAGAAGGAGACAUGACCUCCAACAUGAGUGUGUCUGGAAAACAGGACUUAAAGAAAGACGAGAGAAUGAUGAAGAGAAAGAGAUCAGACUCACCAGAACCCAGCUGUGUGUCCAUGAAGAGUGACCAGUCAAUGGGACAUCCAAUUGACUUCAGAGACAGAGACAGUUCUACUGAUGUGAGACCACAAAAGAAGAAAUCAAACAUCAGCAGAAAUCAGCUGGACUCCAUAUUCAAGGAGCUGGAACACAAAGUCAUCACUCUGAUAAAGAAUGAGCUGAAGAGGUUUAGGAAGCUCCUGAGUCCAGAUUACCCAGCAUGCACUGAGAGGGAGGUGGAGGAUGAGGAGGAUCUGCACAGUGUCAGAGAGGGAGCUCUGAAGAUCACACUGCACUUCCUGAAGAACAUGAAGCACACAGAUCUCGCUAACACACUGCAGAACAAACUCGUGUAUCAGACAAAGCUGAAAUCCAACCUGAGAGAGAAGUUUAAAAGAAUUAAUGAAGGAAUCUCACAGCAUGGAAGAUCAGCACUUCUGAAUGAGAUCUACACAGAGCUCUACAUCACAGAGGGUUGGAGUGGAGACGUCAAUAAUGAACAUGAGGUGAGACAGAUUGAGACAGUGUCCAGGAGACCAGCAACACAGGAGACACCCAUCAACUGUAAUGACCUCUUUAAGGACAAGUCCAUCAGAACUGUGCUGACUAAAGGAGUUGCUGGAAUUGGAAAAACAGUCUCUGUGCAGAAGUUCAUUCUGGACUGGACUGAAGGAAAAUCAAAUCAGGACAUCACCUUCAUGUUUCCACUUCCCUUUAGAGAGCUGAAUCUGAUGAAGGAGAAAAAUGUCAGUCUGAUGAAUCUUCUUCAUCACUUUUUCCCAGAAAUAAGAGAACUAGAAUCAAUAGACUGUGACUCCUACAAAGUGGUGUUGAUCUUUGAUGGUCUGGAUGAGUGUCGACUUCCUCUAAAUUUCCAGAAGAAUGAGAGAUUGUGUGAUGUGACAGAGUCAGCCUCAGUGGAUGUUCUGCUGACGAACCUCAUCAAGAGGAAUCUGCUUCCCUCUGCUCUUCUCUGGAUAACCUCUCGACCAGGAGCAGCCAAUCAGAUCCCUCCUGAGUGUGUAGACCAGGUAACAGAGGUACGAGGGUUUAAUGAUCCUCAGAAAGAGGAGUACUUCAGGAAGAGGAUCAGUGAUCAGAGCCUGGCCAAUAAAAUCAUCAGACACGUGAAGUCUUCAAGAAGCCUCUACAUCAUGUGCCACAUCCCAGUCUUCUGCUGGAUCUCAGCCACUGUUCUAGAGAGAAUGUUGGGUGAAGCAGAGAGUGGAGAGAUCCCCAAGACUCUGACUCAAAUGUUUACACACUUCCUGAUCUUUCAGAUCAAACACAAGGAUGAAAAGUACCAUCAGAAACAUGACCCUGAUCCUCAGCAGACCAGAGAGAGUAUCCUGGCACUGGGAAAACUGGCUUUCCAACAGCUGGAGAAAGGAAACCUGAUCUUCUAUGAGGAAGACCUGAGAGAGUGUGGCAUUGAUGUCAGAGAAGUGUCAGUGUACUCAGGAGUGUGUACCCAGAUCUUCAGAGAGGAGUUUGGGCUUCACCUGGGGAAGGUGUUCAGCUUUGUACAUCUGAGUGUUCAGGAGUUUCUGGGUGCUUUAUACGUGUUUUUCUGCUUUAAAUUUAGAAAGACAAAUGUGCUUGUGGAGCAAAGCACUGGACAUUUUAAUUUCUUUAGAAAUCCAAACAUGUCUGAUCUCCUCAGGAGUGCAGUGGACAAGGCCUUACAGAGUGAGAAUGGACACCUGGACCUGUUCCUCCGCUUCCUUCUGGGUCUCUCACUGGAGUCCAAUCAGACUCUCUUACGAGACUUAAUGCCACAGACAGGAAGUAGUUCUCACAGCAAACAGGAAACAGUGGAGUACAUCAAGGAGAAGAUCAGGGAGAAUCCAUCUCCAGAGAAAUCCAUCAAUCUGUUCCACUGUCUGAAUGAACUGAAUGAUCAUUCUCUAGUGCAGGAAGUACAGACUUACCUGAACACAGGAGAUUACAGGUGUCUCAGUGGAUCCAGACUCUCUCCUGCUCAGUGGUCAGCUCUGGUGUUUGUGUUACUGACCUCAGAACAGGAGCUGGAUGAGUUUAAUUUGAGUAAAUAUGAUCCAUCAGAGGAAUGUCUUCUGAGACUGCUGCCAGUGGUCAAAGCCUCCAGAAAAGCUGUUCUGUGUGUGUGUAAUCUGACAGAGGAAAGCUGUAGAGCUCUGUCCUCAGUUCUCAGAUCAAACUCCUCCAGUCUGAGAGAACUGAACCUGAGUGGAAAUAAACUGCAGGAUUCAGGAGUGAAGCUGCUCUCUGCUGGACUGAAGAAUCCACACUGUACACUGGAGAUACUGAGGAUGAGGUACUGCAGUAUUACAGAUGAAGGUUGUGCUGCUCUGGCUUCAGCUCUGAGGUCAAACUCCUCAUCACACCUGAGAGAACUGGAUCUGGACGAUAAUAAUCCAGGAGAAUCAGGAGUGAAGCUGCUCUCUGAUCUACUGAAGGAUCCACACUGUAAACUGGAGACACUACACAUUAAUUAUGAUAAACUCACCAGGUCUGGUGUAUGACCGGAGUCUGACCUCAAACCUCUUGUCCAGGAUAAAGCAGUAGUGGUGAAGCGUUAGAACCCGUCCCACAUUUCCAGCAGUUUGGGAGCUGAAUCAUUCAUAUUCAGAUGUAGAAGUUCCAGAACAAUAACCGUGACUGACCACAUCCUUUUAUCCACUCAGCUACAAGUUACUUCAGGCUUUAAUCACAUAUUUUACAAUCCAAAGUCCAAUCCUUCAGCAUCUACACACAACACAGAGAUAUCAUCACACCAUCACACUGAUUACACAAACACACAUCCAGCUGUUGGAGAUGUUUAUAGUCAGUUUUUACCUCCUUAUUUUUAUCACAUUUGUUUCUCCACAGAUGAUUGAGUUACAGUUGUAAUAUUUAUCUUUAUUUUUCUUUAAAAAUUACUUAUUUUCAUAUCUCUGUUGUUUGUUUGCUAAUCUGUGUUUAACUGUAACCAUGGUAACAGGUCUGCUGAUUGAUUUGUUGUUGUAGUGACCCAGUUUUGUAUAUAUGUUGUAUACAUGUCAUUUCCACUGUGUGUAAUUACAGAAUAAACAGUGAGUGUGAGUGAAACACAACAAUU